Photinus pyralis (common eastern firefly) is the source of this 3691-nucleotide messenger RNA. It is a transcript of the gene Ca-Ma2d, whose product is annotated as voltage-dependent calcium channel subunit alpha-2/delta-4. Gene Ontology annotation, cellular component: voltage-gated calcium channel complex. Gene Ontology annotation, molecular function: voltage-gated calcium channel activity. The transcript is spliced from 18 exons. Lineage: Eukaryota; Metazoa; Arthropoda; Insecta; Coleoptera; Lampyridae. Bases 70 to 3678 code for a protein of 1202 amino acids. The record is from RefSeq and is a predicted model, not a curated record.
UCUACGGAUCUAAAAAUAAGGUCGUAUUUUUACAAGUAACAGGAAAAUAGUUCCUUAACACGCUCUACAAUGAAACUAUACUACACAGUUAUUAGUGCCGCUUUAUUAUUUGUUAUCUGCAAUUUGCCGCAAGUUUCUAAAUGUAUGACGCAGGGAGAUCUAAUAUCGCAAUGGGCGGAUAAGUUAGGUGAACAGCUUUGGAAUCUGGGUACAGUGGUAACUAAAAGACUUGACAUUGAAAAUAGCUACGCAUUUGUAAAUCCCGAAACGAAGGAUCCAGAAAAGAUUAUAAAUGAUAUCGUUAAAAAUGUUUCUGCUAUGAUGAUGAAGAAAAGGAAAGCAGUGGUUUGCAUUUUAAAAAAAGCCGAAAUGGCAGCAGCUGAAUUUGAAUUGAAUGAUACCGAUCGCAAUUAUACGUACUACAGAUCAAAUCCCCCUAUCAAAGAUGAUCAGAAUGAUGAUGAUGAGGAUCAUUCUGAUCCUGAUAUAGACAUGUACAGGCGUAUGGACUUGGAUAACGACACUCAUUUUUUCAAUAUUCCUGUCAAUACAGCACACAGUUCUGUACACGUUCCUACCAACAUUUAUCAUAGACACGAUGAAGCUGAAACAGCCAUCAAAUGGUCAUCAGUUUUGGACGAAGUUUUUAUACAAAAUUACCGUGCCGAUCCUGCCCUUACCUGGCAGUAUUUUGGCAGCUCAUCGGGGAUUAUGCGGCACUAUCCAGCCAUGAAUUGGACAAUAUCAGAUAAGGGUUUAUUUGAUUGUAGAAUAAGAACGUGGUUUAUUGAGGCAGCAACUUGCACGAAGGAUGUUGUAAUACUGUUGGAUAACUCUGGAUCUAUGCAAGGUUGGAGCAAGCACAUAUCAUUUUUGAUAGUGAAUACGAUUUUGCAAACUCUUUCAAAUAACGAUUAUAUAAACGUAAUGAAUUAUUCCGAAACGGUUGACUAUUUAAUACCCUGCUUUGGAGGUAAACUCGUUCAAGCUACUGAAGAAAAUAUUAAAGUCAUUUUGGAUGCCCUACCUUAUUUGGAACCAAUUAAUAAGUCUAACGUAGACUUGGCUUUAGUUGGUGCGUUUGGUUUAUUGCAACAUUACAGAGAAAUUCGUAACUGCAGUGCAAACCAGCGUAUGUGCAACCAAGCCAUUAUGUUAAUAUCGGAUGGCAUUCCGAGCAACUUAAGUGAGAUUAUCCAGGAAUAUAAUAGACUAGGAAACGACAGUAUACCAAUAAGAAUUUUCACCUAUUUAGUAGGGAAAGAACCGGCACAUCUAGAAGAGUCUAUGUGGAUAGCCUGUAAUAAUAGAGGGUACCAUUGCCAUGUAGAUGCUUUAGAGCAAGUGACUCAAGCUGUUUACAAGUACGUAAUGGUGUUAGCUCGACCUUUGGUAUUACAAGCGGAGAAGAAUCCGCUGUCUUGGACGCAUGCAUAUGUGGAUGAAACGUUUUCAAUGGGCAAUGAAAACUUUGAGCAAUACCGGUUGCUGACAUCAGUCGCUGGGCCGGCGUUUAAUAAAAAAGUUAACAAUACAAGUAAGAAAAAGGCGGAAUUGCUUGGUGUUGCUGGGACGGACGUGCCGAUUGGAGACAUUGCAAAAUUAAUGUUCCCUUAUAAAACUGGAGCCAAUUCGCAUUCGUUUAUCGUUAGUAACAAUGGAUACGUCUUGAAACAUCCGGGUUUAAGUCCAAUGUUUGAUGGCGAAUUAACCGUUAAUUAUAAUAGUAUCGAUUUGACCGAAGUGGAACAGUUGGACGACGGUGCUGGACCUCGUGUGAUCGGAAGUGAAUUGGCAGAAUUAAGAUCAGCGAUGGUAAAAGGGGAAAAGGGAGUUUUGCACGACUUAAAAAUCAAGUUCCACUACGACAACAUGAGAAGGGUGUCGAGAGAAGUAAACGAUUACUAUUAUGCCCCUAUUAAUGGCACUCCAUUUUCAAUUGGAUUUGCGAUCCCUGAUUUAUAUGGAAAUUAUUCCAUUGAAGUGGAAGACAAGCUGGAAACGUACAAGCACAGUUUUGUAAAUAUUACAUCGUUUUUCAAUGGGACAAAUUGGAAAAUACAUCCAAAAUGGGUCUAUUGCAAGUAUCACUACCUGGAAGGUCACGAAUAUGAAACGCCCGAAAAAGAGUUACUCCACUUUCUGAGUAAAAUCAACCAGGACGACUUUAAGUGGACGAUGCAAUACGAAGAGGAGGAGGAGGAGGAAGUCGACGAGAACAUCAAUUUGGAAGAUCUGAGCGACGAAGAUUGCGGCGCCAAGACGCUCGAGGAUGAUGCGUACUACUGCGACAAAAAUUUAGUGCAGCAUCUAGUUUUUGACGCCAACAUAACAAAAUUAGCUUUUGAAGAACCGUGGACACAUCGUACCGAAGAAGAGUACCAGUUAGUCAAGCUUUAUAAUGCGACGCUUAGAUUUGUGUCAACCAUGAGUGGAUUCACUCGAUGGGAGUAUAUUGGGGACGUUCAUCCGAAAUAUCCAACUUUUGGAGAUUUAUACCCACGGGCCAUUGAUGAACGAUUUUAUAAAACCGCAGUCAUAGAACAUAGAUAUAAUAACUACUCGUUUGUUUAUUCAACGCCGCUUGAGCAAAAAUAUGACGUAAACUUAUUAAUCACAGGAAGCCAUGCAAUAUUCCUUACUCAAGAUGAUAAAGAGGCGCCAGGUGCGGUAGUGGGAUACCAAUUCUCCCACUCACAUCUAAGACAACAGUUUUCCAAAAUUGUAUCAUCGCCAUCACCUGCGUGCCGAAAUUGCCUUAAGUGCGAGGAUGAAUUAGAUUGCUACAUUAUUGACCAUUCUGGGUACAUUGUUGUCGCGAAGGAAGAAUACCUUACAGGGCGAUUUUUUGGUAUUACAGAAGGAGUUACAAUGGAAGCCAUGGUGCGAUUGGAAGUUUUUGAGAUAAUUACCGUUCGCAACUAUCAAGCAAUCUGUUAUUACCCACAGUGGAUCAAAGGCAGUAGCAAUGUCUUAACCACGCCACUUCGUUAUUUCAUUUGGAGUGUGCAGUGGAUUUUAGGGCAAAUAGCAUGGAUAAGUUUUAAAAUAAACAUACCUUUCCUUUGGGAUGCGAAGUUUCUACAAAUAAGCGCUCAAGAUACUUCCUCACCGCCUCCCCCAAAACCAACUGCUAAAAAAUGUCUUAAAAACUGCAAACAGGAAGAAGAAGAUUGGCACGCGCAAAAUAAGAUUCCAGUUCAUGAAACACGCCGUACUGCAUGCGAAUUAGAACGGCAUUUAUACGCCUUCAAUCCGAAAAUGUUUAAAACCAGCAAUCCUUUUCCAGAAGAGCUCAGGAUAGAUGACUGCAAAAGGUUUCGGAAGCCACUUGUUUUAAUCAAUACCCAGUAUUUCAUUAUUUGCAGGCCGUUUUACUUGAAACAAAUCCCCCACACCAAUUUACUACUUAUCGCCAUAAAUACCGCUGUAGAAGAAACUUGUUACUUCAUGCACAGUAAUGCGGUUCAAGACAUUGUUUACGAGAACGACACUACAUUUCCAUGCCAAAAAUUGUAUUUAAACAAUUUACCUCGCAGUCCACUCACGGGUUGUUAUAAUGAACACCCACUUGAAAGCGAAAUCGACGACUGUGGAAGAACGGGAAGGAUUCAAUUUUACACAAAGUUGUUAAUUAUAAGCGCACUAUUAUUCAUCAUCCAAAGACAUUUUUAUUAAACUAAUUCUAGAA